UUGAUGAUAAAGGCAAGAAGCAUCUGUAAAAUCAAUGUUUUAGUUGUUGAAUGGCUGCAUUCCAGCCUUGCGCGCUCCUGCAAACCAUUGCUGUGGCUUUUCACAUUAGUGUUUUGUAUGAGUGCAUAUAUUUUUGCAUUUUAUUUGAGUAUAUAAUUUCUAUGUCGAUUAAAUUGUGGUUUUAUCUAUAGACAUUGUUCGAAGCCAAUUUAUAGAAAUCUAGAAAAUUAAUGAGCAAGCCUUAGGUGCUAGUGGUAAAAAAGGAUUAAGAUGGCAUGAAGAAAAAAACCUGUACUAGAUGACAGAGGGAUUUUAAACAUUACAAAAAAGAGCCAUGUAGAAAAGAGACAAAUGUCUGGUAUGAUUGAAUAUGAAUAAGAGUCCUGAGAUAUGGGAUAUGUUAAGGGAACUUCAGGAAUUAAACAGUACAGUAAGUACUCUAAGUACAGUAUCUAGGUAAGAAAUCCACUGAAGCAGGAAGGUAAGUCCUUUGAGCUAUAUUUGUUCUGCUCAUGAAAGGGAAAUAAUAGUUUUUGCUUUUUGCUAACAAAGACUACCAAGUGGUAAUUCUGUCACACAUUUUCUUUUUCUAUUAGUUGCUGUUUUUUAAAAGGAAUCUGCAGAAUUGCCUACCUGAAGUCCUCUUUGUGUCUAGGUUGACUAACAUUUUGAUUAAUAACUUUAAUAAAAUCCUAACUUAAUGUUUGAGACUCUGAUACUUUCUGGGACUUGUCUUUGGCUGGUAUUGCUCAUUGGGCUUCAUGAUGGUGUUUGUUUAGGUAUAUUCUCAAAAGGAAAAACUUUUGGGCAUUCCAAAAACAGAUAUCAAGUGCAUUCAGAAAGAAUUCAGACCCCCUUCACUUUUUUAAAUUUUAUGUUGCAAUGUGAUAAUACAAUUGUUCAAUUUUUUUUUUAUUAAUCUAUAUCCAGUACCACAAAAUGAAAACAAAAUUCUAGGAAUGUUUGAGAAUAUAUGAAAAAGGAAAAUCUGAAAUAUCAUAUGUACUUGAGUAUUCAGACCCUCUGCAAAAUACUUGAAAUUUAGCUCAAGUGCAUUCCAUUUCUCUUGAUAGUUACUGAGCUGUUUCUACACAUUGAUUGGAGUCAGUCUUACAGCUGACAAUGCAUAUCAGAGCAAAAACCAAGCCACAAGGUCAAAGGAACUGCCUGCAGAGCUCAGAGACAAGAUUACCGGGGAAGGCUACAAAAGAAAUUCUGCCACACUGAAGAUUUGCAUGAGCACAUCCUCCAUAAUUAUGUAUUAGUCUGCACCCUUAGCUUUUCUUAGCUACAUGACCAACCACUUAAAGUCAAAGUUUCCGAGAAUGUAUUUCAUACAGUGAAAAUUAAAUGAAGCUCUGACCUGUAUAUGCAAAUGGAUAUUGCUGCAUAAUUGCUGACUGGAUAAUUGCAUGAAUGAACAAGUGCUGGAGGGCUAGAUAAAUACAGUGAAAAUUGUAUGUACAAAAUAAUUUGCAGAAACAUAUAUGUAAUAAAAUACAAAGUAUUAUGAAUAGCUAUUUCUCAAGAAUUAAUUUUCUUCAACCAUCAAAAGAGCAUAAUUUGCUCAGGUCACUCCUUGGUUUUAUAUAUAUAUAUUAUAUUUUCCUUGGUUUUAAAUAUAUUUUAUUACACAUUUUCUCAAGCAUUUCUUAAUUAUAAGUGACACAUAGUUUUGCUGCUAGCUGUGUCUUAUACCUCUGACUUGUAACUACACAAGGGGGCUUCAGGAAGGUUACUGUAAAUCUGUUGAUUCCAGCUGACAGCCAUAAUUACCUUAUCAUUGUAUUUACGUUACCUAAAUAAAGUUACUUGCAGUCAUAAAUUAACCUUUAGGAACUUCAUAAAUAUGUUUCAUGCUUACAAUAAUUUUGGUGUUCCUGUGUGUUCAUGAAGGUUCUCUCACUCUCUGAUUAUGGGGCCAUCUGGAAUGCACCCUACAGGAAUCCCACACCCUGCUAUAGUUCCCUCUUCAGGCAGGCAAGAGCAGUUUGACAUCAAGCCACAUCCAGAGUCAAAGAGGGAUAGAGAGUCUAAGAAGCCAGUCAUCAAAAAGCCUCUGAAUGCUUUUAUGCUCUACAUGAAGGAGAUGAGGGCAAAAGUCAUUGCAGAAUGCACCUUGAAGGAGAGUGCAGCUAUCAACCAAAUACUGGGCCGUAGGAAACAUAACUGUGUCGGCUGAUACCAGACCAGGACU
This is a messenger RNA of Tachysurus fulvidraco (yellow catfish), 2197 nucleotides long. RefSeq names its product transcription factor 7-like. Gene Ontology annotation, molecular function: RNA polymerase II cis-regulatory region sequence-specific DNA binding; DNA-binding transcription factor activity, RNA polymerase II-specific. The record is from RefSeq and is a predicted model, not a curated record. Gene Ontology annotation, cellular component: beta-catenin-TCF complex. The coding region runs from base 1916 to 2182 and encodes 88 amino acids. Gene Ontology annotation, biological process: canonical Wnt signaling pathway; regulation of transcription by RNA polymerase II. The transcript is spliced from 3 exons. NCBI's taxonomy places the organism in Eukaryota, Metazoa, Chordata, Actinopteri, Siluriformes, Bagridae.